AGCCCGCUCUGGCAUCCUCCAGCAGCGACAUUGUGUAUCCCAUCAAGGUUGACGAGAGCGGAUCGUUCCUCUCCUACGAUCUGUCCCACCGUGCGCUGCACCGAAGGUCUCCUUCCCCCAGGAGCAAGUUUCUCGCCUUCUAUGAGCUGCACUACAAAGAAGAACUCCUGAAAUUCAACCUCAGCCUGAACAACAACCUCCUGGCGCCCGGGUUCGUCAGCGAGAGGCGAUUCGGUGGGAUCGCCAACGCCAAGAUCCAGUCUCGUGCGUCCAACUCCUGCCAUAUGAUCGGGGAGGUUCGGAGCCAGGCGCCGGCGGCAGGUCUGGCCGCACUCAGCACGUGUGAUGGCCUGAAAGGCGUGUUUCAGCUCAUGGACGAGGACUACUUCAUUGAACCAGUGUCGGCCAGCUUUCGGGAGGAUGGAGCGGCACAACCCCACAGGAUAUACAAGCGCCAGGUACCCGAGCAUGGGACAGAACAAGGCAGGAAGCCGCCAGCUCCACAGGAAACCUGCGGCGUGCAAGAAUCUCAGGAUAGCCUGGAGAGGUCUGAGAAGCGGAGGGAAAGAUGGGAACAGAAGCAGCACAGGAAGAGAAGAAUAAAGCAGCGCUCCAUCAGCAAGGAGAAGUGGGUGGAGACGCUGGUGGUGGCAGAUACCAAGAUGAUAGAAUACCAUGGGAGCGAGAACAUAGAGAAGUACGUGCUGACCGUGAUGAACAUGGUGGCGGGUCUGUUCCACCACGCCAGCAUCGGGAACCCCAUCAACAUUGCCAUAGUGCGGCUCAUCUUGCUGGAGGACCAAGAGGAGGAUCUGAAAAUCUCCCACCACGCAGACAACACCUUGAGAAGCUUUUGCAAAUGGCAGAAGAGCAUCAACGUCAAAGGAGAUUCCCAUCCCCUGCAUCACGACGUCGCGGUCCUGCUCACGAGGAAAGACAUCUGCGCAGCCAUGAACAGGCCCUGCGAGACCCUGGGGCUGUCCCACGUGGCAGGGAUGUGCCAGCCCCACAGGAGCUGCAACAUCAACGAGGACACGGGGCUGCCCCUGGCCUUCACCGUGGCCCACGAGCUCGGACACAGUUUUGGGAUUCAGCAUGAUGGAAGCAGCAAUGACUGUGAGCCAGUUGGGAAAAGACCUUUCAUCAUGUCUCCACAGCUCCUGUAUGACACGUCCCCACUCACCUGGUCCCGCUGCAGCCGGGAGUACAUCACACGGUUCCUCGACCGGGGCUGGGGACUGUGCCUGGAUGACCCCCCUGCCCGGGAGGUGCUGGACUACCCCUUGGUGCCCCCGGGCGUCCUCUACGACGUGGCCCACCAGUGCCGGCUGCAGUACGGCGCCUACUCCACCUUCUGCGACGACAUGGAUAGCGUCUGCAACACGCUGUGGUGCACGGUGGGGAACACGUGCCACUCCAAGCUGGACGCUGCCGUUGACGGCACGGCAUGCGGGGAGAACAAGUGGUGCUUCAACGGGGAGUGCGUGCCCGUGGGCUACCGUCCCGAGGCCAUCGACGGCGGCUGGGGCUCCUGGAGCUCGUGGGCUGCCUGCUCGCGUAGCUGCGGCGCGGGUGUGCAGAGCGCCGAGAGGCAGUGCAGCAACCCCACGCCGAAGUAUGGGGGCAGGUACUGCCUGGGAGAGCGGAAGCGGUUCCGGAUUUGCAACGUCAGGCCGUGUCCCCUCGACAAGCCCUCCUUCCGCCAGGUCCAGUGCAGCCAGUUCAACCCCAUGCUCUACAAAGGGAAACUCUACAAGUGGACGCCGGUGCCCAACAACAUCAACCCCUGCGAGCUGCACUGCCGGCCCGAGGACGAAUACUUUGCAGAAAAGCUGCGGGACGCCGUCAUCGACGGGACGCCGUGCUACGAGAUGAACGCCAGCCGUGACAUGUGCAUCAACGGCAUCUGCAAGAACGUGGGCUGUGACUACGAGAUCAACUCCAACGCUGUGGAGGACCGGUGCGGCGUGUGCCACGGGGAUGGCUCCACCUGCCACACCAUCCAGAAGACCUUCGAGGACAGCGAGGGGCUGGGUUAUGUUGAUAUUGGGAUUAUCCCCAUCGGAGCACGGGAGAUCCGGAUUGAAGAAGUCGCAGAAGCUGGGAAUUUUCUGGCGCUGCGGAGCGAGGACCCAGAGAAGUAUUUCCUGAAUGGCGGCUGGACCAUCCAGUGGAACGGGGACUACAGGGUGGCAGGGACCACCUUCACCUACAAGAGGAUGGGAAACUGGGAGAACCUCACUUCCCCGGGUCCCACCGUGGAGCCCGUGUGGAUCCAGCUGCUGUUUCAGGAGACCAACCCCGGCGUGCGGUACCAAUACACCAUCCAGCGCCCGGCGGACAGCGAGAAUGAGAUCGAGCCGGCAGAAUUCCUCUGGCGCUUCGGCUCCUGGACCACGUGCACGGCUACAUGCGGCACCGGGGUGCAGCGGCAGAUCGUGCACUGCGUGGAGAAGCUGGCCGGCAUCGUGGAGGAGCGAUACUGCGAUGCGCUCACCCGCCCCGACGAUCAGCAGAGGACGUGCAGCGAGGAGCCCUGCCCGGCCAGGUGGUGGGUCGGCGAGUGGCAGAAAUGCUCUGCUACCUGCGGCCAGUCGGGGCUGAUGAAGAGGACGGUGCUCUGCAUCCAGAGCGUGGGGCUGGACGAGCAGAGGGCCUUGCAGCAAGCAGACUGCCAGCACCUCUCCAAGCCAGAUGCCACCGCACCCUGUCACCGGGACGUCCCCUGUCCUUCCCAGUGGGCCGUGGGGAACUGGUCCGAGUGCUCCGCGACGUGCGGCAACGGGACGCAGAGGCGCCCGGUUCACUGCAGCAACAGCACUGGGGCUGCCUGUGACCCCGCGGAAAGACCCAGCGCGGAAACUAUUUGCUCCCUGCCACGGUGCCAGGAGAAGUGGGACAGUGCCAACACGGACUGGUCUGGCAGUGGGUCCUCCAGCAGAGAGAUAUUUAAUGAAAUCCAUUACAUCCCCAGCAACCACAUUGCGAAAUUUAACCCCUUAAUUCCAAACAUUCCCGAGUCCAAUGAUAUCAAUAUCAUCCCCGAGGAGGAUUUCUCAGCCAAGAAGGGAAAUGUCUUUGUUGAUGACUUUUACUACGAUUAUAAUUUUAUCAACUUCCACGAGGACCUGUCUUACUAUCCCUUCACGGAGAAGGAGACCAAAGGGGAGGGUCAGAAGCCAGAGCUGAGCACCAACGACGUGGAGGGGUCCCGUGAGACGCCUGCUGAUGUCCUGCGCCCUGUAACGCCGGGAGGAGGAGCGAGCGAGGACCACCUGGUGACGAGCGAAGCAAACGCUUCUGCUCCUGCGCACGGCGAAGGGGAGACGGAGCCUGGGGGUUUAGCCACGAAUGACCUGAGCAUGGCCCCUGGGGACACAGGGACAGCCACUCCCAAAUAUGCCGGACCGGGGCAGGAGGUGGGAAGGAGUGCUGGUGGCACCCAUCCUGCUGUGAGCCCUUAUCCCGUGGGUGCUGACGGGGGCCCUGUGGGGCAGGCAGGACACCAGCCAGAGCUCCGCACCCCCACAUCCCUGACCUCGGCCCCGUUG
Messenger RNA from Eurypyga helias (sunbittern), 3551 nucleotides. RefSeq names its product ADAM metallopeptidase with thrombospondin type 1 motif, 7 (gene ADAMTS7). Lineage: Eukaryota; Metazoa; Chordata; Aves; Eurypygiformes; Eurypygidae. Gene Ontology annotation, cellular component: extracellular matrix. The transcript is spliced from 19 exons. Gene Ontology annotation, biological process: proteolysis; extracellular matrix organization. The record is from RefSeq and is a predicted model, not a curated record. The annotation marks the transcript as partial. Gene Ontology annotation, molecular function: metalloendopeptidase activity.